AUGGUUUUCGGAAUUAUUUACUACGCAUUGGUUCUUCUUUUCGCGGGCCUUACUUAUGCUAGUGUUGAGGGUAAACUACCCAAGGUCCCUCAACUUCAACGUUUUACAAUUAUUGGCUUUUCUUUGAUUUCUGAAUGGCCACUACCUGUCAUAUUUAUUAAAAUUGUUCUGAUUAUUAUCGCUUCUGCCGUUGGAGUUUUCAGAGGCAUUAUUCCUCAAAUAUUUUAUAUUAUUGAUCUCCUAACUAUGGUUGGACUCGUAGUGAUUUUUAUUGACGCUUAUGAAGCCAGGCGAAAUAUCGAAAUUGCCAUUCAAUCUUAUUCUGAUUACCAAGAAUUACAAGAAUUACCAACAUUUACUAGUGAGACUUUUUGGCAACGUAUGGUCAACCCACGUUUCAUUCCUGAAAAUGUCACUCAUUAUGCUGAUAUCAAUUAUGUUAAUAAUCAAGAGUCAUUAGAAGCUAAAAAAGAUGGAUUUGAACAAAUGAAUUUUUUGACAUUGGAUGUGUAUGCCCGAAAAUCUAACACUUUGAAACCAGUUUUGUUGUUUAUUCCUGGUGGUGGAUGGAUAGGAAAGGGUGCUGUAUAUCCAUUAAUUCGUCAUUUGGCUGAACGUGGAUGGGUUGUAGUUUCUGCAAAAUCUAGACCUAAAUAUCCCACUCGAUUGUUGGAUGCGAAACGAGCUUUACGAUGGGUAAAAACAAAUAUCAAAUUUUUUGGUGGUGACCCAGAUUUUGUUGCGGUUGGUGGUGAUGGCGUUGUAGGACAAACUGCUGCCGCAGUUGCAUUAACACCAAAUGUGCCCGAAUUCCAACCAGGGUUUGAAGAUGUGGACACUUCUGUCAAAGCAUGCCUACUGAUAAAUGCUGUUACAGAUCUUUCUGAAAAGCAUUCCGGUUCACCAAGUACAGAUGAAUCAUUUUUAAAAAAACACUCGCCAAUACACCUUCUUCGAGAGGAUGUUGUCCCAUUUUUAGUGUUUCACGGUGAUCGUGAUGAUUUUAUACCUAUCGAAUCGUCUAAUCGUUUUGUUGAAGAAUACAAGAAAAGUAAUUGUUUAUGA
This is a messenger RNA of Cetraspora pellucida, 1065 nucleotides long. The record is from the annotation of a GenBank genome assembly. Lineage: Eukaryota; Fungi; Glomeromycota; Glomeromycetes; Diversisporales; Gigasporaceae.